AUGGCACAAGCAAACCACAACGAGGCAACCACACACAUAUGGCACAAUUAUGUGCGUGCUCCCAACAUCGUGCUGAUUCAUGCCGGCGACCUGACAAACCAAGAGACUCACGCGGAGCUCUUUCGAGCAGUUUCCUGGCUUGAAAGUGCAGGCUUUGAAUGUAAACUAGUCGUCGCAGUAUUAUACUGCGGAUGCUUGCCAUCGUCAACCGUUGUGCUGACGUUGGAGCGCCGCACAGGGAAUCACGACAUCACCCUCGAUAGAGCAUUUUACGCCCACCACGGUAGCCGGUUCAACAACCAAGUAACCCAGCACCCCGAGGAGUGCCAAACACUGCUAGAAUCCAGCCCGACAAUAACAUACUUAUGCCACGAGUCCGCCGACAUUCGCCUACAGAGCAAUGAGGGCCCCCGCACUACAUUUACAGUGUUUGGCUCCCCGUAUAGUCCUCGGGAUGGCAAUUGGGCAUUUUCUUACCAGCCAGCGGUCGACGGAUGCCCACCGAGCUCUGCCGCCGUUGAAGCCGCAGGCCCUGUGCGGCUGACUAGCUAUGCACUGUGGUCGGAAAUCCCAGUCAGCACAGACAUAUUGGUGACCCACACCCCGCCACGGUCACACUGUGACUGGUCGGCAACGCGCAGUCGCCACGGCCAUGUCCAUGAGGGCCGUGGUGCCGAAUGGGUGCACUGGGGUGCCACGAGUAACAGUGCAUUGGUUGAACGAUGGGAUGAUCCAGGUUCGGGCAAAAAGAUGUCGAUUGUCAACGCGGCAGCUCACACCGGCAGGUCACCUCGAUAUGGAGCAGGCCAUGUGGGUGCCAGCCACAGCAGCUUUGGGGAGACAUGUAUUGUGAACUGUGCCAUCACGGCCACCACAUAUCCGCAUCUGGGAGGCAAGCGGCUGCACAAACCGAUCGUGGUAGACUUGCACCUCCCCGUCUGCGACGAUGCCUAUCGAGACAUUUAA
This is a messenger RNA of Sporothrix schenckii 1099-18, 966 nucleotides long. RefSeq lists its product as uncharacterized. NCBI's taxonomy places the organism in Eukaryota, Fungi, Ascomycota, Sordariomycetes, Ophiostomatales, Ophiostomataceae. Bases 1 to 966 code for a protein of 321 amino acids. The transcript has 3 exons. The record is from RefSeq and is a predicted model, not a curated record.